Molecule: messenger RNA, 463 nt
Organism: Brassicogethes aeneus
Lineage: Eukaryota; Metazoa; Arthropoda; Insecta; Coleoptera; Nitidulidae
Source: the annotation of a GenBank genome assembly
UGUUUAAUAAUGACAUGUUCUAUGCAUAACCUUAAAACACGUUAACGUUGCUUAAACCGGUUUCUCUUUAAAUUAAUUAAAAAUGAAUAAUAUCUUGAAACUUGUUACCAGAAUUAAUGGGAUUAGAUUAUUUUUACAUCCGGGAAAUAAUGUAGUUCAUAAAAUUAAUGCCCAACAACGACAAAUAGCAAGAAACCUUUGGUACAUGUGCAAUUCUAAAAAUGGUAUAACAACGUUUGCUGAAAAUAAGCACAGUAACUUGUGUAGUUGUGGCUGUAAUAUGACAAAACAUGGAGUUCACAGUAAAGGUGAACGGGAACUUGUUGAGUUUCUUACUGAGGAAAUAUUAGCUGAAAAGAAAGCCCAAAAAGUUAAAACAGUGCCAACUGAGUUGGAUGGAUUUAAAGCUAAUUUAAAUGGAGCCGAAGUAACUUUAACAAAAACCAUUGAUAAUGAAAUGUAA